Messenger RNA from Filobasidium floriforme, 1545 nucleotides. RefSeq lists its product as uncharacterized. The record is from RefSeq and is a predicted model, not a curated record. The transcript has 3 exons. Lineage: Eukaryota; Fungi; Basidiomycota; Tremellomycetes; Filobasidiales; Filobasidiaceae. The coding region runs from base 62 to 1393 and encodes 443 amino acids. Gene Ontology annotation, molecular function: nucleic acid binding.
CAUGCAGACACCAACAACCUUCUCGGUAAUCCCACUGUCGUAAUCCAGAGAAAUAGUCACGAUGGGUCUAUCCGAACGCAAAAACAAGCAAAAGAUCGCACCCGAUCCGAGGAAUCUGGGAUGGAGUCAAGACACCAACCGUUUUUCAUACCAACACCUCGCCAAGUUCGGGUGGGAUCCGACCCAGGGUCUCGGUUCGGAGAAUAAUCAGGGGAAUCGGGAACACAUCAAGGUCGUCAGAAAGUUGGAUUCGUCGGGUAUCGGAGUCGCCCGUGCGAUGAAAGAGGGCGCCGAGAUAGGAGGAGCCGGGGAAGGGUUGAACUCGCUCUUUGCACGGUUAAAGAAGGCCGGCUCGGCCCAUGUCGAAGGAGCGGAGGGUGAGACGGUGGUGGUCUCACCAGGUCCUAUGGUCUUUGACACGGUGUCGACAUCGGACGAGACCGACGCCGAUGCAAAUGCAAAUGCCCCUGUGAUCAUCGCCCCGGAACCUCGUCCACUCGGCAACUCUUCCCGUUCGAAAUACGUCAGGUCUAAACGACUCGCCGCCUCCUCCCCAGCCGCCAUGGCUGAGAUCCUGGGGAUCCCCAUCUCUUCCCUCCCGGCGCCUCCUUCUCCGUUAUCACAACCCCCUACCCCUGGUCCAUCAUCGCUCAAACAAUCAAACUCACGGAGCUCGACCUCGGAGGCGGAAGACGUCCUUGAUGAUCACAAGAUUACCGUCGCCAAGAUCUCUGUCGGGGAAUAUUUCCGAAGACGGCUCGCACAGAAGAAAGCUGAGCGGGAAGGAGGACCCGUCCCGGAAUUCGAUGAUACCAAGCCCGAGGUGUACAAUGAGGUCGCUAAAGGGUUCGAGGGGAAGAAGAUCGUGUUUGGGGGCGACGAGGAUGAGGAGGAUGUCAAGGUCAAGAUGGAGGUCGAGGAGGAGGAAGAGGAAGCAAAACAAGCCGAACGGGGUGUCGGUGGAGCAGGAUUAGGGUCGGCCGGGGAUCUCAACGCCGUACGAUCUGAAGCCACUUCGCCCGUACCAGAGGUCAAGGCGAAGAAGGAGAAAAAGGACAAGAAGGAGAAGCGGGAAAAGAAGGACAAGGAGAAGAAGAAGGACAAGGGCAAGCAGCGGGCGAACGUGGAGGAAGGCGAAGCGGACGUACCCGUCAAGUUGGAAGAAGGAGUCGAGCAGGCGAGGGUCAAGCUCGAACCCGUCGGUGAGGCUGAUAAGAAGGAAAAGAAGAAGAGCGAUAAGAAGGAAAAGAAGGAGAAGAGGGAAAAGUCGGGAGAGAAGGGAGAGGGGAAGAAGCGGAAACGAGAUGACGACGAUAACGACGACGAGACGAGCGAGUUGAAGAAAGAGAAGAAGGCCAAGAAGGAAAAGAAGAGCAAAAAAUCGAAAGACUAGGCUGAGCGCUGUUUGACCAUUUCUUGACCCGAUUCGUCGCUUCUUUUUACAUUGUAUCUGGGUCUACCUGGUGUACUGUUGGCUUUCUUCCUGGGGUUAAUGUAUGACCUGUACGACGACGAUACGAACAAGACCAUGUAUGCAACUGGCUA